AAUUAGUCAUCGAAACGGAAAGGCCGAGGUACGAUGGCUAGCUUCUACGGCGGCCCAUGCCGGAUGCCCAAGAAGACUUGGAGGUCCAUAUACAGAUGCUUGACGACCGAGGGCCGACGAAAGGAGGAAAAACAUAAAUAUUCCGUGCUACGAACCAUUGCCCAUUAAAAAUCAAUCGAUCAAAAUGUCUCCAACUCCUCAAUGGGUGAAAGAUUUGAAGCCCUCUCCUCCCCAAGGCACUGACCUUCUCGCAGCGGAGCGAGAGAAGUCCAAGGUCGCUGUGGAGAAAUUGUCCGAAUUUCUCUUCACCAAGGAGGUACUGGAGCGUCAAGACCGUAUCUUGAAGAUCCUGCAAGCCGAGAAAGUCUUCGACAAAUCCCAGAAUUACUUCGAUGGCCGCGUCGACCGAUUCAAGGCCUCCCUGGCCCGGGCCAAGAGACUGAGGCAACUUCAAGUCAAGCAUAAUUGGGAUCCAGAAGAAUAUAUGUGUGCCAACGAGCUUAUAUCAGAGCCUACUCCAUACGGGCUUCAUGCGUCGAUGUAUUUGACAACACUCCGAGACCAAGGUACGCCAGAACAGCACAAACUCUUCCUCGAACCCGCAGAGAAUUACAAGGCGAUUGGAUGCUAUGCACAGACCGAACUCGGUCAUGGCAGCAAUGUUCGUGGGUUGGAAACGACCGCAACCUGGGACUUUAAAACCAAGUCAUUCAUCCUACACUCGCCCCAUCUUACAGCUUCGAAAUGGUGGAUUGGUUCUCUUGGACGGACUGCAAAUCAUGCUGUCGUUAUGGCACAGCUGAUUAUUGGCAACAAGCCCUUUGGCCCACAUCCUUUCGUCUGUCAGAUCAGAGACAUGAAGACCCACGAACCCCUCGAAGGCGUUCACGUUGGAGAUAUCGGUCCUAAGUUUGGUUACAAUACAAUGGAUAACGGAUUUCUCCUUUUCAACCACGUUCGAAUUCCCCAUGUCAAUAUGUUGGCACGGUUCUCUUCCGUUGAUCCUGAGUCUGGCAAAUACAUCAGACCUUCUUCACCCUCUCUCAUCUAUGGCACUCUAACUUGGGUACGAUCAACAAUCGUGCUUCAGUCAGGUGGCGUCUUAGCGCGGGGUAUUACGAUCGCAACAAGAUAUGCAGCUGUCCGACGUCAAUUCCAGGACCGAGAUGCGCCUUCAGAUGCACAUGGUGAAAAUCAAGUCCUCAAUUACACCAUAGUUCAAUUCCGUUUGCUUCCUCUACUUGCAGCAACAUUCGCUCUACACUUCACUGGAAAGGCUAUGAUGGCAUUGUACCAAGAGAACCAGAAGAAGAUGCAAUCAGAUGUUGGAAAAACCUCGGACAUCAACAGGGGAGCUGGCCCAGAGGAGACACACUCCGGGAGCGAUCUGCUUGCCGAUCUUCAUGCUACAUCCUGCGGCCUCAAAGCUCUCGGUAGCACCACGGCAGCUGAAGGACUCGAAGUAUGCCGAAGAGCCUGUGGUGGCCACGGCUAUUCGAGUUUCGGAGGAAUUGGCGCAUGGUAUGCGGAUUAUCUACCAACCACAACUUGGGAAGGUGAUAAUUAUAUGUUGACUCAACAGGUUGCUCGAUAUUUAUUGAAAUCCGCACGUGCUGUUCUGAAGGGCAAUGCUCCAAACAACGAUACGACUCGAAUCUUCACCACCUUCCUUCAGAAACAAGAUAUGGGUGCUGCUCACGACGUUCUUGGUUCAGACAGCGAUCUUGUGGAUGCCUUCGCCUGGCGUACUUCUUUCUUGACAUUCGAGGCUCUGAAACAUCGAGACACUGAGAAAAACUCCUGGAACUCUUUGUUGGUUGAUUUCUGGCGCCUUAGCACCGCUCACUCAGAAUAUCUUGUGGUCAAGAACUUCUACGAUGCGCUCCAAAGUCAGAGUCUGCAAUACGAGCUCGACCCCGCCACGAUCGAUGUUCUGCACAAGCUCUUCCGUCUCUAUGCACUCAACACACUUGAGAAAGGCGCUUCCGAAUUCUAUUCCUCGGCUGCUGUCACCGUUCGCCAGAUUCAGUUAGCAAGGACUAAGACUGUCAUGAGACUGCUCGAGGAGGUCAGACCUCAUGCUUUGAGACUUGUAGAUGCUUGGAGAUUCCCUGAUUGGCAACUUGACUCUUCACUAGGUCGCAAGGAUGGCAAAGUUUAUGAGGAUAUGUUUUACCGGGCCAGUGAGCUCAAUCCACUCAAUGGGUUGACUGUUGAUCCGUACCCGGAUAGUGAUGUGUUGAUUAAGAAAGAUGAGACGGCAAAAUUUAGGAGCAAGUUGUAAAUUGUAAAUGGGGGCUUUGUAUAUAUAUAUGUUGCUCCCCUGCUUGAAUAUGAUUGGAAGGAAAAGUCUCAACUCAGCUCAGUCUUGGCUCUGGAACAGAAUUCACAUCUGCAUCAUUCCG
Hyaloscypha bicolor E is the source of this 2405-nucleotide messenger RNA. RefSeq names its product acyl-CoA oxidase. Gene Ontology annotation, biological process: lipid homeostasis; fatty acid beta-oxidation using acyl-CoA oxidase. Gene Ontology annotation, cellular component: peroxisome. The transcript has 6 exons. Lineage: Eukaryota; Fungi; Ascomycota; Leotiomycetes; Helotiales; Hyaloscyphaceae. Gene Ontology annotation, molecular function: fatty acid binding; acyl-CoA oxidase activity; FAD binding. The record is from RefSeq and is a predicted model, not a curated record. Bases 185 to 2284 code for a protein of 699 amino acids.